This is a messenger RNA of Stomoxys calcitrans (stable fly), 543 nucleotides long. RefSeq names its product endocuticle structural glycoprotein SgAbd-9-like. The transcript has 3 exons. The record is from RefSeq and is a predicted model, not a curated record. The coding region runs from base 1 to 543 and encodes 180 amino acids. NCBI's taxonomy places the organism in Eukaryota, Metazoa, Arthropoda, Insecta, Diptera, Muscidae.
AUGCGUUAUGAGAAAAAUUAUAGUUUCAUAAAGUUGUACUUCAGUGCCAUACACCAUCAAUUCUACUCAAAUAACAAUGCUGCUGAUGAGGAAAAGGACAAAGAAUAUCGUGGUCAAUAUCGUCCAAAUCAGUAUUACGAUGGCCGUUAUGGCAAGAAUCGUGAUUACUACAAUCAACGUUAUUAUCAGGACAAUUUGCUGAAGCAAUACAAAUCGGAUAUUGCGGGCAAAGAUUCUCGCAUCAUUGAACAAAAGUUGGAACCUGCCAUCGAUGGUAACUUUGCCUACGAAUUCGAUAGCGAAAAUGGCAUUCAUGUUGAUGCCCAUGGCACCAAUGUUAAAGUUGGAAAUGAAGAAGAAGGUCAGAAAAUUGAAGGUUCAUUUGCCUUCAUUACUCCCGAGGGUCUACAGAUUGGUGUUCGUUAUGUAGCCGAUGAAGCGGGCUAUCGUCCCGUAUAUACCUUCAGUGGUGUUGAAUCGGGUAGAUAUUCAAAUUCCCCAUCCGCUGCUGAUGUGGCAGUCGCCAAGGCUACUACACCUUAA